Molecule: messenger RNA, 1632 nt
Organism: Rotaria sp. Silwood2
Lineage: Eukaryota; Metazoa; Rotifera; Eurotatoria; Philodinida; Philodinidae
Source: the annotation of a GenBank genome assembly
AUGAACAUCAACGUAUCAAACCGCGAUCGUUUCAAUAUACUUGAUUUACCCAAUGAAAUUUUAUUUUUUAUUUUUGAAAAACUAAAUAUGGUUCAUGUUUUAUAUUCAUUCGUCGAUAUUACUCAACGAUUUAAUCGAUUAGUAUUUGAUCCAUUUUAUAUUCGUAAACUUAAUUUAACUUCAAUGAAAAUGAAAUCGUUUUUCGAUCGGAUCUAUUCAAUAGAUGAUCAAAUUCUUGAUAAAAUUUGUACAAAUAUUUUACCUCAAAUUGAUGAUCAAAUAAAUGAAUUAAUUGUUGAACAAUAUUCAAUGGAACGUAUUCUUCAUACUAUCAAUUAUCCUCAACUUUAUUCAUUAACACUUAUGAAUUUUUCAGAAGAAACACUUUUCAAUUAUUUAGCAAAUGAUACAAUGCUUCGUAAACUUCUUGCUGAACAAAUUACAUGUCUUCAAAUUGAUUUUAAGGAUUAUCCAACACUACCAGUUCCUGAAACUCUUUCGGUUGUAUUUGCUUUAAUUAUAUUUCUAUGUAAACGACUGAACAAAUUAAAUUUUUCCCAAUCGUAUGGACGAGCGACAUAUUGUACUUUUGAUUUAUCAUCAACUAAUUUCAAAUCUUCGACAUUGACUGUCUUAAAAAUUUACGUAAAAACUUUCGACGAUUGUCUUUAUCUUCUUGAUGGACGUUUCAUUUUUUUAUCUACAUUGAUUAUUAAAAUAAGAACAAUUCAAGAAACAUCAGGAACGAUCGAUAAUACGAUAAAACUACCAAAAUUGAAACAGUUUUCUUUAAAAACAUACCCACAUAUAUUAUUAUAUGAUAGUUUAAUUAUUCCAUUACUUCAACGAAUGAUAAAUCUUGAAAAUUUAAAAUUAUAUAUUUCAAUAAUAAGAAGUAACAGAAAUUAUAUUGACGGUAAUCAAUUAUAUGAUGAUAUACUUAUUUAUAUGCCAAGAUUAAACAAAUUUACUUUCAAUAUACAAACAUUUGUUGAUAAAAGGAAUGAUGAAAUUAUUUUUUCAUCUAAUGAAGAUAUUCAACAUAGUUUCAAUCGAAAACAAUACGGAUCAGUUGGCUCAUAUGUUGAAACUUUUACAAGAGAAAAUAAAUAUAAAUGUCACCACUAUUCAUUACCAUAUGAAUUUAAAAGUCGAUGCCAUAUUUAUUCACUACCAUAUCAAUUUAAAGAUUUUGAUUUUGUAACUAAUGCUUUUCAAGGUGGUAUGUUUAAUAAUGUUGAAUCUGUGGUAAUCACAGACUGCAAGCCUUUUGAACAUAAUUUCUUCAAGCUCAUUUCCGGAAGUUUUCCUCGAUUGAAACAUUUGUAUAUCUUUAAUAAAGAACCAAUGGAGAACAAAGAAGAAUCAAUAUCGUUGAUCGUAUUCUCUCAUCUUAUUUUUCUCAAUAUUUAUACUUGUCAUGCAGAUUAUGCUGAACAAUUUCUCGUCGAUAAACACUGUCAUUUACCUUGUUUAAUGAACCUCGAGAUUGAGUAUGAAACACUCGUUUUGGUCACAAACAAUUUUACUAAUGAUGCUACACGUCUCACAUGUAGCAAAUUGACCAAUCUUCGUGUACAAGGACCAUUUGUACCUCCAGAAAAUUUUGAUGAAUAUUUUCCUUUAUUGUAA